CAUUGUCCUGCUGAGAAAAUCCUGAUUACUGAUGGGUUUGUGUGUGUGACUGUUUGUAGGUUAGUGAAAGAUUGCUGUGGCUGUAGAUAAGAGGAUUAUGGUGGAAUUAGUGUCAUUCCUCUAUCGCCGCGAGGAAUAGAUUCAUAUCGAUUUUAAUCAGAGAUAGAAAGAUCCACAAAACCGCAGCUAAAACAGACAGAGACAGACCGCGAGAGAGAGAGGAGUGAAUGAAUCUGGGGGGACGGCAGAGACAACAGAAGAUUCCUGGAGCUCAUCGCAGCCGGGAUGUUCAGCUGGAGACUGAGGAGCUGCACAAACACCUGCUGCAGAGAUAUAUGCGUGUGAAGAUACACGUAGGAACAUAUAUAUGUGCAUUUAAGAGAGAACUUCAAGAUAUCACUCAUGUAUUUGCCUUGUUUGGAUGUCUUGCCUGUGUUCUGGAGCUCUCUGGUUGAGGAAACCUCCAGCCACCGUGGGAUGCGUUAGUCUGCAGGGUGGUCUGGCCGGUUGACUGCAGAGACGUGGAGCUGGUGUGUGUCGCUGCGGCCGGGAUGCUGGCGUUGUGUCAGUUGUGGCGGGGAAACCUGUGAAACAUGAAGGUGGACGUGCUGACUUGCCUGGCUCUGGCUGUGGCCAGCCUCGUUGCCAUGGUGACCGGCGGUCGCAGCUCUGGACGCAGGAAGCACAAGGAGGUCUUCCUCGGGGAGAACAGGAAGUUCAAGUUUGGAGGCAGACGGCUGACCACUGCAAGAAAUAUCCCAGCUUUUGGCAAAGGGCGCAUUGACUACAAACUGAAGAGGCAGGAUAGCACCAAAACGCUGCUAAUAAAAAGUGAACAGCUGCUGAGAAUCGAGGAGCACGACUUCGCUAUGAGGCCAGGCUUCGGAGGUGGAGCCAUCCCUGUAGGCAUCGAUGUGCAGGUGGAGAGCAUCGACAGCAUCUCCGAGGUCAACAUGGACUUCACCAUGACUCUGUACCUGCGUCACUACUGGAAAGACGAGCGGCUGGCAUUUCCGUCCCGAAACAAUCAGAGCAGGACGUUUGACUCGAGGCUUGUGAAGAAGAUUUGGGUUCCUGACGUCUUCUUCGUCCACUCCAAGCGCUCCUUCAUCCACGACACCACUAUGGAGAACAUCAUGCUGCGGGUUUACCCCGACGGAAACAUCCUCUACAGCGUCAGGGUUACUGUGACGGCUCUCUGCUCGAUGGACUUCAGCAGCUUCCCUCUGGACACACAGAACUGCUCGCUGGAGCUGGAGAGCUAUGCGUAUAAUGAGAACGACCUGAUGCUUUACUGGAAGAAUGGGAACGACUCUCUGAGGACGGAUGAGAUCGCCUUGUCUCAGUUCUUCAUUGAGCAUUUCCAAGCCUCCAGUGGCCUGGCUUUCUACAGCAGCACCGGUUGGUACAACCGUCUGUUCAUUAACUUCAUCCUGCGGAGGCACAUCUUCUUCUUCCUGCUGCAGACGUACUUUCCCACCAUGCUGAUGGUCGUUCUGUCCUGGGUUUCCUUCUGGAUCGACAGGAGGGCCGUCCCUGCUCGCGUCUCUCUGGGUAUAACCACAGUGCUCACAAUGUCCACCAUCAUAACAGGAGUGUCCUCCUCCAUGCCUCAGGUGUCGUAUGUGAAAGCGGUGGACAUCUACCUGUGGACCAGCUUCCUGUUUGUCUUCCUGUCUGUGAUCGAAUACGCGGCCGUGAACUACUGCACCACUCUGGAGGAGAUGAGGAAGAUGAAGAGGGGGAAGAUCCCAUCCACCUUCAACGCCAGCCAGGCGAUGGCCUUCGACGGCUGCUUCCAUGACAAUGACAUUGAGCUGACCCCGUUCCCCCGCAUGGCACCCACCCUGACCUCUGACCCCCUCACCACGCCGAUCCAAACCCCAGACAUCCGGCCCACGGAGGGGACUCGCCUCCGCCGGCAGCGGUCUGUGCGUGAAAACGUGAACCUGCUGGUCAGCAACAGCUACAUGAUCGACUCCUACUCCCGUCUCGCCUUCCCUCUGUCCUACCUGCUCUUUAACACCAUCUACUGGAGCCUGUACUCCUGAUCCAGCACUGCAAACUCUCCAUGAACUCACUUUAACACGAGUCCAAGUGUUGAGUCAGAGAGCAUGCUGGAGGAUCUGCCUCUCCACGGGGCUCCACUGAGUUAACUCUUCAUCACAGGAGCCCCUUCAGCUCCAGCUUCAUCACUAAUCAUGUUCUUUACAAGAGACAUAAAAGCGCUCGACUUCCUCAGACUUCCUCAGAGUUCACCCUGACAUUUGUCUCAUGGGAGUGAGUUGAAUCCUGAGAAAGUAAUGGAUCCUGGUUAGUUUUUUUAAAUAAUCUGUACAUGUGACUCUUCUUUCUGUGCUUCAUAAGAAUCUUAUACUCAAAGCUCUUAUUUCUAAAGGUCAUUACACGUCUGUCGGUACCUUUAUCUAUUUCCUUAGCUGCAGGGAAAUACUAAAUUAGAAAUUUAUGUGAAAAUGUUCUUUUUUUGAAAAAUAUCCUUCCCCCUUUUGAUGAAUGAUGUGAGUGGAGCCAACUGACUACUGUACAAGUAAUUAAAUAACUUUUCUCAUAAAAUUUUUAUCUUGUUCAUGAGGAUGUAAAAGUUAAUUUAUGUGUACAGCAGGGCCAUAUUGUUCUUUUGUGUGUGUGAGAAUUGGGGGGAGGAUAGCAACCUGCAGGGAUGUUACAAUUAAAAACUAACACAUGA
Siniperca chuatsi (mandarin fish) is the source of this 2707-nucleotide messenger RNA. Its product is annotated as gamma-aminobutyric acid receptor subunit rho-3. The transcript is spliced from 11 exons. Gene Ontology annotation, cellular component: membrane; neuron projection; GABA-A receptor complex. The coding region runs from base 594 to 2051 and encodes 485 amino acids. NCBI's taxonomy places the organism in Eukaryota, Metazoa, Chordata, Actinopteri, Centrarchiformes, Sinipercidae. Gene Ontology annotation, biological process: nervous system process; regulation of membrane potential; signal transduction. The record is from RefSeq and is a predicted model, not a curated record. Gene Ontology annotation, molecular function: neurotransmitter receptor activity; extracellular ligand-gated monoatomic ion channel activity; GABA-A receptor activity.